UCCUCUCCUCCGUGAGCUCCGUCACAGCUCCUCCACUCUCAGUGAUCGGGCAACCUUCGUCGAGUGUGGUCCAUUCUGUUCUUCCAAGAGUUCGGGUCCCGUCGAAAACUAAAAAACAGGAGAGGACAUAUGACUGUAUACGCGACAUAAUAUCACACAAAACAUUAAGUGUUAAGUGACGUUUGAAACGCAAGCAAAGGACCCCACAAAAGAAAGUCCACCUACAAAGAAAGUUCGCUUGCAAAGAAAAAGUUCGCUUACAGAGAAAGUUCGCUAACAUAGAAAGUUUGCUUACAUAGAAAGUUCGCUUACAAAGAAAGUUCGCUUACAAAGAGAAAGUUCGCUUACAGAGAAAGUUGCUAACAGAGAAAGUUCGCUUACAAAGAAGGCUCGCUUACAGAGAAAGUUCGCUUACAAAGAAAGUUCUCUUACAAAGAAAGUGCAUUUACGAAAAAGGACUAGAUAAAUGUCCUUAAGAACUGCAAGAAUGAACGAAGAGGAGGAGAGACAGAGAUAGAUAGAGAGAGAGAGAGAAAGAUAGACAGAUAGAGAGAGCUAAAAAUCAAGACAGGAUAGAGCUCAAGAAACUUUCGCUAAGCGAGACCAACUGUGAGUAUCUUCAUUCGUUGAAAAAGGAAUUUCUCGAGGACACCCUGGACUGGAAUGGCAUGGAAUGAGGACAGUCAGUGACUGGAAUGACGAUACAGAAAGUGGUUGGGCAAAGGGCUUUCAGAUGUUUCAGAAAAACACAAUAUUAAUUUUGAGGUGAAUUAUUUCCAGCAGGGCAUAAGCAACUGAUAAUUGCAGACUAUUUAAAGGAACUAUUGAUGUGUCUUUAAAACUUAUUGACGACUAAAGUGUGUCUUUGAAAGUUACUGGUCUUUAAAGUGCGUAUUGAAACUGUCUAGCAGUGUUGGACAUAAUGGUACAAUUCAUUACUCUGCUAAAAAAUAAUCACAAGUAUAUCUGAAUAUACGUUAAGUUUAGUGCAUCUCAUUGAACGAUGAUAUAUUGGAAAACCUCAUCAUUUACGCUUGAUAAAAAUGAAAAAUGAACAAUUAUGAAUAGCAAAUGAAAUAUUGGCGGCAAAACAAGAAGAAAUGACCGAAAACAAACGCAUCAAUGAAAAGUUGAAAGCCAAGACAGAUAAAAUGAUUUGGCUUACAUAGAAUAUAAUUGAAAACAGCAUGAAUGAUAAAAGAGAAUUUCGGAGACCCAGAACCAUAUUCUAAAGGAGAAUAUAUUACGAAAGAAGUCUUUAAAAAUGGCGUUUAAAACGGGCAAAUAAGCGAGGAACGAAUUCCGAAGCCAAACAGGAUUUCAAUCGAAAAAACCUCAGGUAGAAAAUUGAUUUUGUUAUAAAGAAUUCCGAAGCCAAACAGGAUUUCAAUCGAAAAAAUUUCAGGUAGAAAACUGAAUUGAUUUUUUUUUUCUUUUGAAAAAUGCCACCACUCGAAACGGACUAAUAAGCAAGGCAAGAAUUCCGCAGCCAAGAUGCCCUCUGCUGAGGAAGGUGGUGGUGCAACGCCUUCGCCUCAGGGUCCCGACGACGCCCCUGAGACGACCUACUACUACUACAACGACUACAACGACUCUGCCUGUUGGAACGGCACCAGGCCUCUGGACGAGUCGUGCUACGACAUCCCCACCUUCAGGCACUCCAUCCCCGUGACCGUGCUCUACUGCGUCGCGUACGUCGUGGUGUCGGUCAUGGGCGUGGUCGGGAACAGCUUCGUCGUGGCCGUGGUGCUGCGGGCGCCCAGGAUGAGGACGGUCACGAACGUCUUCAUCGCCAACCUCGCCGUAGCCGAUCUGUUGGUGAACAUAGUGGUCCUUCCUACGACUCUCAUCGGGCAUACACUCAAUGCCUGGGUCCUAGGCCUUUUCGUGUGCAAGACUGUGACGUACCUCCAAGGCGUGAGCGUCUCUGCCUCCAUCAACACCCUGGUGGCGAUCUCCGUGGACAGGGCCCUGGCCAUCUGCUACCCGAUGAAGUGCCAGAUCACCUCCCGCACCUGCCGGAGGAUCAUCGUCGUCAUCUGGGUGUUCUCUCUCACCAUCACCCUCCCCUGGGCCAUCUUCUUCAAGCUAGAGCCCAUUCCCAACACUGACCUCAAGAUAUGCACGGAAAAGUGGCCAGACGAAGAAGGGGGUAAUCUGUACUUCGUGUUGGCAAACCUGGUUAUGUGCUACCUGCUCCCUCUCACAGUCAUUUCUAUCUGCUACAUACUUAUAUGGCAGAAGGUAUGGUGCCGAAAGCUUCCAGGUGAGAGACAGGACGAAGGAGUGGCCAUGAUGAUCCACAGGUCCAAGAUCAAAGUGAUCAAGAUGCUGCUGGUUGUGGUGGUGCUCUUCACCAUGUCUUGGCUACCUCUGUAUGUAAUCUUUGCGAGACUAAAGUUUGGGUCACAGCCAACAGAAAUGGAGUACCAAGUCAUACACAUCUUGGCCCCGAUCGCUCAGUGGCUCGGAGCCUCCAAUUCCUGCAUCAACCCAGUACUUUACGCUUUCUUCAACGACAAGUUCAGGUCGGGCUUCAAGGCCAUCUUAAUAUCCCGUUCUUGUUGCUCACCUCUGCGCCUUGACACAUCCAACAAGGGUCCCUCCUCCGGUCGCACCACAAAUCUCACAUCUCUGGAGUCUAAAGUUUCCUCAGACUUCUGUUCCACAUCAUCAGGGUCAAUGGAACCCCAGCGGAAAUCUCUCUUGGUUCAGGUUUCAACUGAGGGUCAAGGGAGAUGCCCAGUUUCCUCUACAACCACAAGUACCACCACAGUACCCAAAAAGCGGUCAGUGACUGAGAGAUCGUCAAAAACUUCGAUGAUCCUUUACAGAAAAUGUAUUCUCAAUAAUUUCACUAACUGUGCAAAUGCACAGAUAAAUGGUAACUCAACCUAUGUAUAAAUUUUUUUUUGUUACCUGUACUAAGAAUUACAUGUUUUAUCAAAGAUAAUCCUGACAUAUUUAAAUGAUUUGUUUCUUCAGAUAUUGAGAAACAGAGCCUUACGUGUCUACCCACUUGUAACUUUACAAAUGAGUGAAAACAUUCCUUCAUCAAACAUGGAACUCCGUAACUCCUUUCAAGUUUGGUAUACCUUGCCUCACUGACUGGAGAAUCUGUUCCACAACUUGUAGCAGAUACUUCAUCUCAGGUUACCUCAUGUUGUUUCCAACCCUUUGGCAGGGUUAUUGCCUCUGUAUAGUAAUGGGUUUCCAUAGUCUUAAAAAUUCAAUUCCAGUCCCUUACUUGAAGGUACAUUUGAACAAUUCUUUUCCUUUAUUGGUACUGCAUCCAUUCUUAUUUAUUUAAAACUGUUAUGGUAACUAAGUACUAAUUAUUCAUUAUCAGCAUUUGUUUUGCUCUACUUCCUACUGUUUACACCGUCCUUUAAUUUUUCUAUCUGAUAAGUAAGAAAUGCGCUCCCAAAUCUUCAAGUCAUAAAUCAUUUAGUUUCUCUUCUUGUAACAUUAGGUCACUUGCACAAUCCUCUUCAGAAAAUUAUCCAGCCCUGGACCACUACAAUUAUGAUAAGAUAACUUAAGCCUUCCAUUUCCUAAGUCUUAGGUAGCUAAAGACUAAAUUUGAAGAAGAUUUAAGGAAGCCCGGGGCCAAAAGAAACGUUGCUCAGGUAGCACAAAGCUAAGGUGAGUUUAUGUAAGGUGAUGGAUGGUGUCAACAGGAGCAAAGCCCCUAAGCUCCAGCCAGACAAGGUACUGAACCUUAGGUGAGGUGAGGUGAGGUUGGACUUGGUUAGAAUGUACUGGUAUCUGUUAAGAGGCCAUAUUCUAGCCAAUGUUUUGUCAGUCUGAAGAAUACAUGGUCAGAUAACUGUCCUCUAGUCCGGCAAAAUGUUUACACCCUACAUAUGGCAUCGCCCAGCCAAAAACUGUUUGAUUCUUCCAGUACUAUGAUUGAGUUUUGGAAAACAAAAAUGUGUGCUUACCUAAACAGUGAUGGCAAAAUCACAGACAAGUAGGCUAAAGCCUAACUGAAAACUUCAAUUACUAAUCAUGGUUGGAUAUACUGGUACAAAGUUUUCUUUCUCUGUACAGGACUACUUUCCCCUGGCCCUCGGGUUUAUGGCCUACUGCUUUUCCAACUGGGGUUGCAGCCUGGUUUAUAAUAUCAAUUUAGCUAAUGAAAAUAUUAAAAAAUCUUCAUGAUCUGAUUCACUGUUAUGGACUAAGAUUAUUACCUAACUCUGAGAACUGUACUGCAUCCAGUAAAUCACAUUAUCUAGUAUGCAGAUCAUCAAUUUUUAAAUAUGAUUCCUACUCUAACCUCACCUAAGGUACCGUCCUCCCUGUCUUAGGAAGGGGUUUUCCCCCUCCCUCUGAAAUUCCCAAGCUAAGCUGAACAGAGCCAAAAGAUAUUUUCCCAUCUCAGAUGACCCAUAAUUAGCUAUUUAUUAAUAAUAUGAAGUUUUAAUAAACUAAACAAAAAAAUUAUCAUUCAGUUUGGCAAAAUCAUUUUAAAACCAAUUUAGCCUAAAUACCAAAUUUAUUACUAAAGGCAUAAAUUAGGCUGGGUCGAUUUUACAUUUGCAAUUACCUAAUUACUAAUUAUAAACCACAAAUUAUUAUAAUAGCUAGUGUCAGGAAAAUUAUUUUUAAUGUCUAGAAAUGCCAAAUGGUAUUUUUGUCUGAACAAUGUUUCAAAAAAAGAAAAAUAAAAAUAUUCAAAACACAUUUGAUAGGUACCAGGUAUAGGUAUAGGCUAUAGCUACCUAUCUACUAGGUACUACCUAUAGGUAAUAGUAAGUAGCUAUGCAUAACUUUCACAAUUCUAGCCUACUAUAGUAUAUACUUCUUCGCUCUUAAAUUCAGUCUUUCACAUUUCACAGAUUUACUUAGCCUAAUACACUCACGAACUUCCAAAAAUACAUUGGCUAAUAUUCUGGUAAAUGUGCAAAUAAUCGAACAACCUUUCAGUUUCCGAGACUUAUCCAUGGCAAAUGACACUUGUUAUCAUGUUAUGUCAACAAUGGUAGCUUUGUCAUACUAAUCACUAGAGUAAUUGCGAGCUUGGCCGCCAUGAUUGAAAAGGGCAUAUUGUCCAUUUGGACAUCAGCAUAAAUUUUUAAUUUUACUAUUUUCAGGGUAUUUUAUUACAUUCAACUAUUCACAGUACCAAUUAGAAAGUUUUCACAAUGUAAUCAAGCACAAGUACUGCAUAUCUUCUACUGAAGUCGAGUUUCUUAUUAGCAUUAGUUAUCAAGAAUUCUCAUCCUAUUAUCCGGCCGUGGAAAUCCUUUAUACCGUUUCACAUAAUACAGAUUAUCAUCUUUGUAUAAGCAUAAAAACCGAAUAGUUAAAAUAGUCAUUUUUUUAUAAUGAUUUACUGUUUUUUCGAAAUAGCACUGAUAGUGAACCAUUAAAAGUCGACUACGUAAUUACUUUAGUUUAAUUAGCAUUGAAAACCUUCUUUACGGCGCGUGGAAGCUAUCAUGUAGCUCUAGCUGAUAAGAAAUUGAUGUUAAUGGUCGACUAAGAGUCCUUAUUUCAACGGCUAUGGUUAAUAUAUCUAUAAUACUACAAAAUUUAUAUAUUUUUACAUUUAACCUGACGAUAAUUAAAGUACCUUUCCCUUGUUUUAAAAUAUAAUUGCUGUGAUUACUGCGAAAUUAUUCUUGGAUGAUAUUUCUGUAUCUAACAAUAUUGUUUUUUUUAAAUACUUUGUAUUUUUUUUUAGUCAGAUUGUUUACAUAAGUUUGUGGUGUAUUGUUUAUCCCAUUUUCAAUGGCAUUUGCUGAUUUUAUUCUUAAAUUCGUUAAAAGUUUUCGUCGACACAUUAGGCCUACUUUCAACAGAUGACCAGAAAACAGCCAUAAAGCUCAUGUAAGUGUUCAAGUUUAAAUUAUGGGCUUAGUCUUUCAUAUUCUCCUUAUUCGUAAUUUUAACAUCCAGGAAAUCAUUUAGGAUAAAUGUCUAUUCUUACCGUUACAUAAAGUUAAUUUUAUUUCAAGAAUUUAAGUCUGGAUUCCACUAUAGGUCUAGAUUGUUUGGUGUUGUCAUCUUGGUAGAAAAUUAUUAUUUCUGAAUUUGUCUAUUGUUUGACUGCGUUAUUUUCAUUGUGCAUAGUUUCGGUUUUGUUAGCAUUAAGAAGAGUUUUACUUUAAAUAUAUAGGCUAUAGACUUUUUUUUCAAUUAGGCCUAAAGCAGCUGCGAAAGCUUUUGUCAAGUCUUUGGUUUUAAAUUACGAAAAGUUGAGCAUGUUCCAAAUUAGUUACAUUUAUUGUAAUUUUUUAUGCUCUUGGAUAAUCGGAAAAUUUGUUAUGCCUUUUCAAAUAUACAAACUCUCCCUACUUUACAAAAUACUAUAUACAGAAGACACCUACAUUACACCAAAUGAAAACUACAUUUUAUUGCUCCGCGUAAUAGUUACAUAGAUCUGCCCUAACGCGCUGUAAUGUGACAGCAAAGAGGAUGUUUCAGUAAUCCUUAAUCCUUAAGUAAUUCUAUAAAUAUCCUAAGACUGGGGUCCCGUCUACAUGUAUAACCUUAAGUUUUCUGGGAU
Molecule: messenger RNA, 6517 nt
Organism: Macrobrachium nipponense
Lineage: Eukaryota; Metazoa; Arthropoda; Malacostraca; Decapoda; Palaemonidae
Product: neuropeptide SIFamide receptor-like
Exons: 9
Coding region: 1495-2904 (469 amino acids)
Biological process (GO): cellular response to hormone stimulus; G protein-coupled receptor signaling pathway
Cellular component (GO): plasma membrane
Molecular function (GO): peptide binding; neuropeptide Y receptor activity
Source: RefSeq, a predicted model, not a curated record